Camellia sinensis is the source of this 402-nucleotide messenger RNA. NCBI's taxonomy places the organism in Eukaryota, Viridiplantae, Streptophyta, Magnoliopsida, Ericales, Theaceae. The record is from RefSeq and is a predicted model, not a curated record.
GGCUGUGAGAGAGAAGUUUCAGAGGCUGCAAAUGGUGUCUCAGAUGAACUAAAGAGUGAGAGAAUUAUACGGUUAUCAUGGGCUCUUGUUCAUUCCAAACAACCAGAAGACAUGCAGCAUGGGAUUGCUAUGCUUGAAGCCUCAUUAGCCAAUAGUGGCAGCCCAUUGCAAAAGAGGGAAAAGCUUUAUCUUCUUGCUGUUGGGUAUUACAGAAGUGGUGAAUAUCGAAGGAGCAGGCAGCUUGCAGAACAAUGUUUAGAGGUUUUUUUUUCCCUUUCCUGUAUCUUAUCAGAAUUUGUACCUAGUAUUGCAAUUUUCUUUUCAGAUGGGCUUAUUGGAAUAGGCAUCACUGCAACAGUUGUAGGACUUGUGGCUGGUGGGAUUGCUGCCUCUUUAGGUUGA